Chlamydomonas reinhardtii is the source of this 926-nucleotide messenger RNA. RefSeq lists its product as uncharacterized. The transcript has a single exon. Lineage: Eukaryota; Viridiplantae; Chlorophyta; Chlorophyceae; Chlamydomonadales; Chlamydomonadaceae. The record is from RefSeq and is a predicted model, not a curated record. The coding region runs from base 82 to 339 and encodes 85 amino acids.
GACAAGUAAAAGGUUAAUAGCGGCAACUUAGAAGGACAAGCACGCCCGGUCGGGGGUCCACGCUCGCUCGCUCGCUCUGCUAUGUCAGGGAUUUCGGGACCAGUGCUAACUAAUUGCAACACCGUUCCCCAGACGCGGGGCAGGGCUGCCGGGGUGGCUGUGCAGUGCUACAGGGCAGUCCUAAUGCAGGGCGGGGCAGCAGCUGGGCGUGGGUGCGGCUGGUGGGGCGCGCCACCGCCCCCCGCACCCAGCGGCCAUGGUGGUACCACACCUCCUUGCACGCACGGCCGGGCUGGUGGGGGCGCAAUGCGCUGCUGCGGCACUGUAGCUAAUGCUUGAUGGGUUGGGCGGCUGCUGGUGCACGUGGGCGAGACGGGAUGGGUUGGGGCGGGUCGGGUGCAGCGUGCAGACACGCCUGCGGAAGGAGACGUGGAGAGAGGCGCAGUGCAGCGAUUAGUCCCGAGCAACAUGUGUUCCAGGACGAUGAACAGACCCGGUAUCUCCGAUGCUGUCCUAAAUCCUAGCAGUGACAAGACGAAGAGGGGGGCCGAGGAAGGCGCAUGCAGAGCAGGGGGAGAAGGGGUUUCACGCAGUGGUUUUGCCUUGCGGGCGAUGUAGCCGCGUGUGGUUACCACGAACAAGGCUGCCAUGCCACGUGGCAAAUUGCGGAAUGAUACGUUCAAGGGGGCGGAAGGCCACGGAAGUCGUUACGCUGGUGGAUGCUUGGACUGCACGACAUGGCGCCGCCCAAACACACACACAUGCGAGACGGGCCUGCCUUGCCGACUGAGCUCUUUUGGAGCGCUGUUCUGUUUUGAGUGUGUUGGUGGUGUGUGGUUGGGGGCGGUGAGGCAUGGGAGGGGGGGCGGGUGUUGGGCGUGGGCUGCCGGCGCCGCGAUGGAGAAUGACAUCGCUCAAUUACCACG